CAUCUCCACAAUCCAGCAGGCCCCUCGUUUGAUCGAGCGAAAGCAACCCUGGCAUGCGAUCGCCUGUGACGGCUAAAUGACAACGAGAAUUUGGUAGGUCUAUCAUCGAUCGGGGUAAGUGUCAGAUGAGGAAAACAAAGACUAUAAAGCCAAGAAAGUACACAAAGCCGUGCGGUGUAAAAGUUUUGCUUAAUACUAAAUUAUAUAUAGUUUGAUUUAAAAGUUAUCAAUAUUACUAUUAUUUGAACUUACAUUACUACCUAAUCUAGUGAGUAUAAUUAAAUUUAAUCGAACCUAUAACUAUCCUAAACCUAAAUUAAUAGCUUUUAGGGUACUACUGCUAAAUAGUGCUACUAUCUAACCUAAAAACUAGCCUACAAAGUUGGAAUCGCGCUUGCAGCCAGUACUCUCAAAACAGAUAAAAUAAAACAACUACAGAAAGGGGACUAAACGUGAGUAAAACACUAACAGCUAAAGCUUACACCGAUACCGACCACAUACAUACAAUAAAAUUAAUAUCGAACACACUUAUAGAUAUAGACAAACUACCUUAUAACAAACUAUGUAACCUAUUUACAGGAAAAUUAUAAUAUCUCUACGAACUCCUAAAUUCUGGGUUCUGAUAUUAAAUUUACGGAAGAAAUCCCUGUCCACCUGUUGCCUCUCGCAACAUUUUAUAAUUUUCGUUUACGCAAGCGAAUUGAAUCAUGCACGGCCGUGGUAAUCGUGGUAGUCGGGGUAAAUCGUCCAAGAAUGAUCAGAUCUGUAACCAAGCGUGUACGUGUCAGGACUGCGACAAUCCUGAUACGACGGACAUGGUCCAAUGCGAUGGGUGUGAUAAGUGGAGCCACUUUGCGUGUGUGGGCGUUACUAACGAAGUCGAAAACCAGAGCUGGGUUUGUCACGAGUGCCAAACUGCCAAGGAAACUCAGCUGCAGUCUUCGUCAUCGAAUCAUCGAGAAGGACAUGUCAGCUCUAAGGUUAGUGUCAUCGAAGAACGGACGAGAAGCUCCAAACCAUCUUCUGUGGAUCGAAACAGCCAGCAGGAGCAACGUAACAUGGUGCCAAAGGUGGUAGUAGCACCUGCCAGUGAGGAAGCGCAUUCAGUGAAGACGAAGGAAUCCAUCCAAAGGCCAGCAUCUUCCAAGGUGUCAUCACAAUCACGACUGAAGUUGCAGCUACUGAAGUUGGAGGAGGAACGAGCCUUCGAAGAAGCGCAAGCCGAUAAAUUCCGUGAUUAUCUGAAGGAUAAGUACGAGCUGUUAGAGCAAAUGACAGACCGGACAAGCUCGAACCACAGCGAAUCUAGCAGCCGGGUGAGAAAGUGGGUCGAAGAAAUAAACGACCAGGUGGCUGACGGAAACGUAGCUGGAGGUGCAACAGAACCAUUUAAUCCUGAUGGACACUCCACCGCUCAUCCGAACCCAGCAGGCGGAAACCGUCGGUUAGUUCUUGCAGGACACAAUCGGGUAGAUCACAACAUCAGUGCACCAGAACAUUCUGAACCAUAUGCAGACCAACGUCAAUUGAUCACUAGUCGAUCAGGUCCGAGAAACCCAAACAGUUCUCCGCUGUGUGGUGUCAGAAGUUCUUCCAGGGUAGCCCCCAAUCUCCUCCCCACGGGAAUACAGCAUACGUCUUCCGCUGCUUCGGUUAAUCGAACUCAACGAAAUACUUGGUACAAUACUUGUCCUCCUUCGCAUAGCCAACUCGCUGCUCGACAAGCUGUAUCUAAGGAUCUUCCUCCUUUCUCUGGGAACCCUGAGGAUUGGCCGAUAUUCUUUUCAACGUUUGAGAGAUCCACCGCUAUGUGUGGAUACUCAAACGAGGAAAACAUGAUCCGCUUGCAGAAAUGCCUCAAGGGAAAGGCGUACGAAGCUGUUAAAAGCUGCUUGAUGCACCCAACGAACGUGUCAAGUGUAAUGAACACGUUAAGAGUACUGUAUGGUCAGCCUGAAGCGAUCAUUCAUUCAUUGAUCGUGAAAAUAAACGCAAUUCCAACGAUCAAGGAGGAUAAACUGGAGGCAUUAGUGGAUCUUGCGGUCAAGGUGCAGAACUUUUGUGCAACCGUAGAUGCAUGUGGAUUAGAUGACUAUUUGUAUAAUGUAUCCCUCCUCCACCAGUUAGUAAUCAAGCUACCACCUACCCUGAAGCUGGAAUGGGCCCGAUAUCGCUUACAACUUCCAAGGGUAAACCUAGCUACAUUUGGUGAAUGGAUAUUCUCGCUCGCCGAGGCUGCGAGUGUUUUAACGAUACCAGCCAUAGUACAGCCAAGCUGUCCAACGAAAAUCGCAACCAAUUCGUCAAAGAAGACCAGCACUUUCCUGCACACUCACUCCGAAUGCUAUACAGGGAACUCUCCGAAAUCUUCGAAGGACAAAUCUGACGGUGAUAGCUCUAAAAAGACAACACCAGGCGUCGAUAGCUGCCCCGUAUGUGAUGGAAGAUGCAAGUCUGCAUCGAUCUGUAAACGUUUCCUUCAACUCUCUCGAGAUUCCAAGUGGGCUGCUGUAAGGGAGUUUGGACUAUGCCGCCGCUGUCUCCGCCGCCACGAAGGGAGAUGUGACACGAAGCCAUGUGGAAGAAAUGGUUGUGCGUUCUAUCACCACGAGCUACUCCAUAACGACAACAGAUCCCAACACCCUGCAUCGAGCCACCCGGCAACUACAGCACCACCCGCAGCCCCACAAGCUGGACCCAGCGCAGCACAUGGAUGUAACACCCACCAGUCCGCUGCAAAUGCCGUACUGUUCCGCUAUCUUCCCGUUACUCUGUACGGAAACGGUGAAGCUGUCCAAACUUACGCCUUCCUCGACGAGGGCUCAGCUGUGACUUUGUUGGACCAAGAUCUAGCUGACCAACUGAAGCUAAAUGGCCCUAUCAACCCGCUCUGCCUUCGAUGGACAGGUGGUACUGAGCGCAACGAGAAGAGCUCACGCGUAGUGGAUCUGAAAAUAACUGGUACGCAGAACCACGCUAAGGAGUACCAACUAAAUGGAGUUCGAACGGUGAAAGAGUUGUUACUACCAUGCCAAUCCCUUAAAAUGGAGGAAAUUGCGCAACAGUACCCACACUGUCGAAAUUUGCCGAUCGGAUCCUAUACGAACGUUCGUCCACAAAUCCUCAUCGGCCUGAAGCACGCUUCAGUUGGCCUGGUGCUGAAAAGUAAGGAGGGAAGUUUGGAACAACCUAUAGCCGUCAAAACCAGACUUGGCUGGACAAUAUGCGGGGGAUGUGAUACUAGUAAUACCUCAAACUUUGUCCACUAUACGUUCCACGCUUGCGAGUGCAGCCAUCAAUCCGACGAAGACGUACAUCAAAUGGUAAAGGAAUACUUUUCGAUGGACAGUCUAGGCAUCAUGAAAACGAGCAAAGAUCUGCUGUCAACAGACGAUCAACGAGCCGUCUCACUUCUCCGAUCUCUAACCAAGCUCAAAGGUAACCGGUAUGAGACUGGACUACUAUGGCGCUAUGAUGGUGUUCGUCUGCCAGAUAGUAAAGAAAUGGCAUUACGUCGACACUACGGCCUCGAGAAGCGAAUGCAGAAGGAUCCGGAGUUAGCCAGUGCUCUGAAUGAGAAGAUGUCUGAUUAUCUGGCUAAGGGAUAUGUUCGCCAACUGUCAGAUGAAGAGUUAAACAAACACUACCCAAAAGUAUGGUAUCUGCCAAUCUUUCCAGUUUUUAACCCCAAUAAACCUGGCAAAAUAAGGAUUGUGUGGGACGGAGCUGCAAAAGUAUUUGGCGUUUCCCUGAACUCUGCGCUGCUAACAGGUCCCGAUCAGCUGUGUUCACUCUUUGCAAUAUUGUUGCAAUUCCGUGAAUACCGGGUUGGCGUCACUGGGGACAUACGGGAAAUGUUUCACCAGAUCCUUAUGCGGUUGGAAGAUCAACAGUGUCUGCGGUUCUUCUGGACGGACAAGACUGGCAAAAUCCAGGUCUACGUAAUGAAUGUAAUGUCAUUCGGCGCUAGCUGCUCCCCAGCUAGUGCCCAGUAUGUAAAAAAUAUUAACGCGGACCGGUUUGCUGGAGAGUUUCCUGAGGCAGCUGAUGUCAUAAAGAAGCGGCAUUACGUGGACGAUGCGAUGUUUAGCACCGAGACGCCUGAGCAUGCCAUUCGCCUUGCGCAAGAGGUUCGGCAAGUACAUUCUGCAGGUGGCUUCGAAAUACGCAACUGGGUGAGCAACUCACGCCAGGUGUUAAACGCGCUGAGCGAAAGCAGUACUACGGAGAAGAACAUGGAUAUGUCGAUGGGACCGAUGGCUACCGAGAAAGUGCUAGGGAUGUGGUGGUGCACAACAGCCGACGAAUUCGUAUACAAAAUCGGAUGGAAUCGCUACAAUCCCGAUCUGCUCACCGGUCGUUGUCGACCCACAAAACGUCAGAUGCUCCAAGUCCUCAUGACUAUCUUCGACCCCCUUGGACUGAUUUCUCACUUCCUGAUGUUCUUGAAAAUUCUUCUUCAAGAAGUGUGGCGUGCCGGAGUUCAAUGGGACGAAGAAAUCGGCGAUUCCUUGUACGAGAAGUGGGCCAGAUGGUUGAAAGUGUUGCCGCAGGUGGAAAGCGUCAGAAUACCACGGUGUCUUCGAUCUUCGAUGAUCCCCAGUGACUGUAAAGUACAGCUACAUAUGUUCGUAGACGCCAGCGAAAACGGUAUAGCCGCCGCCAUGUUCCUCCGUUUCGAACACAAUGGCGUCGUAUGCUGCUCUUUAGUUGCAGCCAAGACAAGGGUGGCCCCCCUGAAGUUCCACUCCAUCCCACGACUGGAACUGCAAGCAGCUCUCAUAGGAGCAAGAUUAGCAAGGUCGGUUACGCAAACCCUUCAGACUACGAUACAUCAUGAAUUCUUCUGGACCGACUCUCGUGAUGUGCUCAGCUGGAUCAAUUCGGAUCAUCGACGAUACAGCACGUACGUGGCACAUCGUGUAAGUGAAAUACUCGACGUUACAGAAGCGGAAGAUUGGUUUUGGGUACCGACAAAACUAAACGUUGCAGAUGAUGGUACCAAGUGGGAUACACAACCUGAUCUUACUCCCGAAUCCAGGUGGUUCAGAGGUCCCGAUUUUCUCUACCGUAGCGAAUCGGAUUGGCCGAAAGUCUCGUCGAAGUCAGAUCCUACAGACAACGAGUUACGACCCUCCUUCGUGGCACAUCUCUCCUUGUCCGAUCCUAUGAUUAUCGUCUCGAAGUUCUCUAGCUGGAAGAAGCUCAUCAAUGUGGUUGCUUACGUUCACCGUUUUGUCGGAAACUGCCGUCGAAGGAGUACAAACAAGCCAGCUGAAAAUGGACCGCUAUCUAGAGACGAACUGUAUGCUGCUGAAGGUUUUCUGUUUCGCCUAGCUCAACUAGAAGGUUAUACCGAUGAAGUAGCCUUCUUCUUGAACAACCGCAGUGAUACACCAGAUAGAACCCUUCCUAAAAGCAGCCGUUUAUACAAGCUGACACCCUGGUUAGACGAUCGCAGGGUAAUGCGAAUGCGGAGUAGAAUAGCCGCCUGCCAGUAUGCCACCGAAGAAACGAAGAACCCAGUGAUCCUUCCUAACGACCACCCUGUUACCUCCCUGUUAAUCGCCCACUACCACGAAAAAUUCCACCAUCAAAACCACGAAGCCAUAGUGAACGAACUUCGUCAAAAGUACGUCAUUCCUCGCAUUCGCGUUAAGUAUGCGGCGACAAGGAAGGGCUGCCAGCGAUGCAAAAACGAGUCCUCGAUUCCACAACCUCCAAUCAUGGCGGACCUCCCAGCGGAACGGCUAGCUGCUUUCACACGCCCUUUCACUCAUGUCGGCGUUGACUACUUCGGUCCCAUGGAAGUUGUUAUCGGAAGAAGAACGGAGAAAAGAUGGGGAAUGAUCGUCACCUGUCUUACGACACGGGCGAUCCAUAUAGAGUUGGCCAACUCGCUAAGCACCAGCUCAUGUAUAAUUGCUCUUAGAAGUUUCAUGGGCCGACGCGGAACUCCAAGGACUAUUCGGAGCGACCGGGGUACCAAUUUCAUUGGCGCCAGCCGUGAACUCAAGAACCUGCAAGAAGCAGUCGACUACGAACAGGUUAUGAAGGAAUUCGUAACCACGGAGACGAGCUGGACCUUCAACCCACCUCUGGCUCCCCAUAUGGGUGGCAGUUGGGAGCGGCUAAUCCGGAGCCUGAAGAAAAAUCUGAUGGCCAUCUGCCCUUCAAGGAAGCCAUCCGAAGAAGUGCUGAGGAGCCUACUCACGGAAGUUGAAAGCACGCUGAACUCCCGACCACUCACUCACGUGCCUAUCGAUAACGAGUCGUCACCUGCACUCACACCGAACCACUUUCUUCUGGGGUCGUCGGAUGGCUCGAAACCGUUUACCUCGCUGGAUGACAGUGGCGCCCUUCUCAAACAAAACUGGCGUACAUCACAAGCGCUGGCCAAUCAAUUUUGGAAGCGCUGGCUAUUGGACUAUCUCCCGGACAUUACAAGACGGACGAAAUGGUUCGUCGAUUCGAAGCCGAUUGACCGAGGCGACGUGGUGAUCAUCGUGGACUCCAACCUGCCCCGGAAUUCUUGGCCGAAAGGUAGAGUCAUCGCAACGCAACCAGGCAAAGAUGGUCGAAUCAGGUCAGCUACAGUAAGGACAUCGACCGGCAUAUACGAUCGCCCUGUGGCCAAACUGGCGGUCCUGGAUGUUCGACGCGGAGAGGAGCAAGCCGACCAGACGUCCGGCUUACCUGGGGGGAGUGUUGGCCAUCCCUAGUUGGCUGCGCAUCUCCACAAUCCAGCAGGCCCCUCGUUUGAUCGAGCGAAAGCAACCCUGGCAUGCGAUCGCCUGUGACGGCUAAAUGACAACGAGAAUUUGGUAGGUCUAUCAUCGAUCGGGGUAAGUGUCAGAUGAGGAAAACAAAGACUAUAAAGCCAAGAAAGUACACAAAGCCGUGCGGUGUAAAAGUUUUGCUUAAUACUAAAUUAUAUAUAGUUUGAUUUAAAAGUUAUCAAUAUUACUAUUAUUUGAACUUACAUUACUACCUAAUCUAGUGAGUAUAAUUAAAUUUAAUCGAACCUAUAACUAUCCUAAACCUAAAUUAAUAGCUUUUAGGGUACUACUGCUAAAUAGUGCUACUAUCUAACCUAAAAACUAGCCUACAAAGUUGGAAUCGCGCUUGCAGCCAGUACUCUCAAAACAGAUAAAAUAAAACAACUACAGAAAGGGGACUAAACGUGAGUAAAACACUAACAGCUAAAGCUUACACCGAUACCGACCACAUACAUACAAUAAAAUUAAUAUCGAACACACUUAUAGAUAUAGACAAACUACCUUAUAACAAACUAUGUAACCUAUUUACAGGAAAAUUAUAAUAUCUCUACGAACUCCUAAAUUCUGGGUUCUGAUAUUAAAUUUAC
Molecule: messenger RNA, 7366 nt
Organism: Ochlerotatus camptorhynchus
Lineage: Eukaryota; Metazoa; Arthropoda; Insecta; Diptera; Culicidae
Exons: 3
Coding region: 708-6722 (2004 amino acids)
Biological process (GO): DNA integration
Molecular function (GO): nucleic acid binding
Source: RefSeq, a predicted model, not a curated record